Molecule: messenger RNA, 1677 nt
Organism: Centrocercus urophasianus (Greater sage-grouse)
Lineage: Eukaryota; Metazoa; Chordata; Aves; Galliformes; Phasianidae
Gene: KLHL23
Product: kelch like family member 23
Exons: 3
Coding region: 1-1677 (558 amino acids)
Molecular function (GO): protein binding
Source: RefSeq, a predicted model, not a curated record
AUGGCCCUGCCUGGGCAGGAGGACUACGUGUUUGCCUACCGCGACUCAUCGCACCCUGCGUGCCUGCUGGACGCGUUCCGGUCGUUCUACCUAGACGGGUUAUUCACUGACAUCGCGCUUCAGGCCGCUUCGGGGGUCCUGCUGCAUUGCCACAGAGCCGUCCUGGCGGCUUGCAGCUGUUAUUUCAGAGCCAUGUUCACAGCCGAUAUGAAAGAGAAAUCUAAAAACCAGAUCAGGCUUCCUGAGCUCAGCCACGCCGUGCUGGAAGCCCUUGUGAAUUAUGCGUACACCUCCCAGAUCCAAAUAACAAAGAGAAACGUGCAAAGCCUGCUGCAGGCGGCUGAUCUCCUCCAGUUUGUCUCAGUUAAGAGAGCCUGUGAGCAGUUUCUGGUCAGGCACCUGGAUGCUGACAACUGCCUUGGGAUGCAUGCUUUUGCUGAGCACCACAGUUGUCUGGAACUGGAAAAGGAGUCCCGGAGGAUGUUGCUGUGGCAGUUUGAAGAAGUGUGGAAGCAGGAGGAGUUCCUGGAUGUUAGCAAGGAGAAGCUGGCUUUCAUCCUCUCCAGAGAGAACCUCAAUGUCUGGAAAGAAGAGGCAGCUGUCGGAGCUGUUGUUAGGUGGGUUGCUCACAAUGUAGAGGAAAGAAUUGAAGACAUCUAUGAACUGCUGAGCUGCAUCAAACUAGACCUAGAUAACAUGUAUUUGAGGUCAGCUUUAAGCCUGCAAAAAAAAUGCCGACUUAAUGAUAAUAAGAUAAGGUCCCUCGUGUACAGGGCCCUAAACCCCAGUCCCAAAGGCCUUUCCAAAACACCAACGGCCACCAUGUAUGUGGUUGGAGGAUAUUAUUGGCAUCCCUUAUCAGAAGUGCAUGUUUGGGAUCCUUUAACUAACGCAUGGCUCCCAGGAGCAGAAAUGCCGGAUCACACUCGAGAGAGCUAUGGGGUCACAAGCCUGGGGCCAGACAUAUAUGUGACAGGAGGCUACAGAACAGAGAGCAUCGAAGCCCUGGAUACUGUGUGGAUAUAUAACAGUGAGCGGGAUGAGUGGGCACAGGGCUGCCCCAUGCUUGAUGCGAGAUACUACCACUGUGCAGUGUCCCUGAGCGGCUGCAUCUACGCACUGGGUGGCUACCGGAAGGGAGCUCCGGUGCAAGAAGCUGAGUUCUAUGAUCCCUUGAAAAAGAAAUGGGUUCCUAUUGCAAACAUGAUCAAAGGUGUUGGGAAUGCCACUGCCUGUGUCCUGCACGAAGUCAUCUACGUAACCGGCGGUCAUUAUGGCUACAGGGGAAGCUGCACCUAUGAUAAGAUCCAGAGAUACCAUUCGGGUAGCAAUGAGUGGAGCAUCGUCACCACAAGUCCACAUCCAGAAUAUGGACUGUGUUCAAUCACAUUGCAAAACAAGAUCUAUUUUGUGGGUGGACAGACCACGAUCACAGACUGCUACGACCCAGAGCAGGAUGAGUGGAAGCAGAUGGCUCACAUGUUGGAACGGAGAAUGGAGUGUGGCGCGGUGGUGAUGAACGGGUGCAUCUAUGUGACAGGAGGAUAUUCCUAUUCCAAAGGAACGUAUCUGCAGAGUAUUGAGAAAUUCAACCCUGAACUAAACAUUUGGGAAGCAGUAGGCAACCUUCCCAGCGCCAUGCGUUCACAUGGCUGUGUCUGUGUGUAUAAUGUGUAA